Molecule: messenger RNA, 876 nt
Organism: Dioszegia hungarica
Lineage: Eukaryota; Fungi; Basidiomycota; Tremellomycetes; Tremellales; Bulleribasidiaceae
Exons: 3
Coding region: 1-876 (291 amino acids)
Source: RefSeq, a predicted model, not a curated record
AUGGGCAAGUCCAAGGCACGAGGCAGUAAGAAGCCCAUCGCGAAACCCCCAGCACCCGCCGCACCACCCUCAGCCUCAGCUGCUCCACCUACAUCUCGCCUCCCGCUCCCCCCGCUCAUCCCUCUCGAUCUCGUUCCCUCUCCCCUUCCCUCAUCACUCAUACCCCCCUCGACCUCCGUCGACCUGAACGACCCCAACUUUCGUACGGCCUGGCAGAAUUGGACAACAUCCGCCCUGGGGCGACUGGACCAGCUUCCCAAGCUAUCCCAGAGCCAGCUGAAUGCCAUCGCCGGCGCAGCGGCGGGUAUCGACGGUUCGGCGAGUCUAGGAAUAGACCUCCCGGCGAGUCUGGCGGCGCUGUUCGAGGCCAAAUUGACGCUGGAUAGGGAGAAGGCCAAGUUGGUGCGGAUGCAAAAGGAGCUCAAGGGGUACAAGGAUGCGGCGGGCGGGGCGGUCGGACCAGAGGCAGCAGCGGCGGCGGCGCAUGCGCAUGCUAUGGCGCAUGCGAUGGCUCAUGCUCAGCACCACAUGCACGAGCAUGAUCAUGGGCAUGGACAUGGUCAUGCGCAUGUACAUCCGAUAGGAAAUGGGAAGGGCAAGGAGGUCAUGCACGAGGAGGACUAUGGGGAAUGUACAUGUCACGAACACGGGGAGGAAUACUACGAGUCUGAGGAAGAAUGCUACGACUGCGAUUGCGACUGUCAUGGGUGCGAACAUGACGAGGAGGAGGAGGAAGAGGAGGAGCGGGGGAGUACCCUAAUAGACGAUCCGGAACGAUUCGAACUUGCCGUACGCGAACUGUUCAACUGGAUCAAAGCCGUCGUCUGGACCAUCGAGCAAGCCGCCAUAGUUGCUGGAAAGCGUACAGGGAGAUGA